AUGAACUCUGUUAAAGUUGGAUUUUUGGGACCCAAAGGAACGUUUAGCAAUAAAGCAGCACUUUUAGCAAAACCCGAUGCCAUUCACAUUUCAUUGCCGACGCUAGCAGCUGUGGUAGAGGCAAUUGAAUCACACCAAGUAAAUUUGGGGCUUCUACCUAUUGAAAACUCCACGAAUGGUUCUGUAAUUCCUGCUUAUGAUCUCUUAAAAUAUAAUAAAGACAUAGUAGUUUUGGACGAGAUACUGGUACCCGUUCAUCACUGUAUUGUUGGCCAUUCUCUAAACAAUGCUAAUAGACUUUUGAGUCAUCCUCAGGCUUUCGGGCAAUGUACAAAAUGGAUUAAGGACAACCUACCUGGUGUAACUGCUGUGCCAGUUAAUUCGACAAGUCACGCAGCAGAAAUCGCAUCUAAUGAUCAAACGGGCUCUACGCUAGCAAUUUCUAGCCAGUUCUGUGCAGAUGCAUACAACUACAAAGUGUUGGUGAAGGACGUUGAAGAUGAUCAAAAUAACUGCACCAGAUUUCUUUUAUUAACUUCUCGUGUUUCCAACACAAUUCCGAUUGCGCCCGAAUGUACAAGAGAAAAAAAGACAUUUUUGCAGUUCACAGUCUCUCACACAAAAAAGCUUAAUUAUAUUUUUCAAAUGCUUCUUCAAGAAAACUCAGCUUUUACGAACUUGGUCACACGUCCCUCUUGUCAAAAUCCUUGGACAUACGUAUACUUUAUAGAGUGCGUCGGUUUGUCACAAACACUUCUGUUACGAAUUGAAUCAGUUUGUGAUGAAUUUAGUUUUAUGGGAAGUUACGAAAAUAAGACUACAAAAGUAGUUUAA
This is a messenger RNA of Schizosaccharomyces osmophilus, 834 nucleotides long. It is a transcript of the gene pha2, whose product is annotated as phrenate dehydratase. Gene Ontology annotation, biological process: L-phenylalanine biosynthetic process. The coding region runs from base 1 to 834 and encodes 277 amino acids. Lineage: Eukaryota; Fungi; Ascomycota; Schizosaccharomycetes; Schizosaccharomycetales; Schizosaccharomycetaceae. Gene Ontology annotation, cellular component: cytoplasm. Gene Ontology annotation, molecular function: prephenate dehydratase activity. The record is from RefSeq and is a predicted model, not a curated record. The transcript is spliced from 3 exons.